Prunus armeniaca (apricot) is the source of this 936-nucleotide messenger RNA. NCBI's taxonomy places the organism in Eukaryota, Viridiplantae, Streptophyta, Magnoliopsida, Rosales, Rosaceae. The record is from the annotation of a GenBank genome assembly.
AUGUGCAGAAAAGAACGAGGAAAGAAGCAGCCAACAUGGAGGGUCUUUUCCUUGAAGGAACUCCACGCAGCAACAAACAAUUUUAAUUAUGACAACAAACUUGGAGAGGGAGGGUUUGGAAGUGUUUACUGGGGUCAGCUUUGGGAUGGAUCACAAAUUGCAGUUAAAAGGUUAAAGGUCUGGAGUAACAAAGCAGAUAUGGAAUUUGCAGUUGAGGUUGAGAUAUUGGCACGAGUUCGGCACAAGAAUCUGCUCAGUUUACGUGGCUAUUGUGCAGAAGGGCAAGAGCGUUUAAUUGUAUAUGACUACAUGCCAAAUUUGAGCUUACUUUCUCAUCUUCACGGGCAGCACUCAGCUGAAUGCCUUCUUGAUUGGAACCGGCGGAUGAAUAUUGCAAUUGGAUCUGCUGAGGGAAUUGCCUAUCUUCACCACCAUGCAACUCCACAUAUAAUCCAUAGAGACAUCAAAGCCAGCAAUGUGUUAGUGGACUCAGAUUUCCAGGCUCAAGUUGCUGAUUUUGGUUUUGCAAAGCUAAUCCCUGAUGGUGCUACACAUGUGACCACAAGAGUGAAGGGUACCCUUGGCUACCUUGCACCUGAAUAUGCUAUGUUAGGGAAAGCUUCAGAGAGUUGUGAUGUCUACAGCUUUGGCAUUCUCCUGCUAGAACUUGCCAGUGGCAAGAAACCCAUUGAGAAAUUGAGUUCAACAAUGAAACGCACAGUUACUGAUUGGGCACUGCCAUUGGCUUGUGAGAGGAAGUUUGAUGAAUUAGCAGAUCCCAAGCUCAAUGGAAAGUAUGCAGAGGAUGAGCUGAAAAGAGUUAUCUUUGUGGCUUUGCUAUGUGCUCAUAGUCGACCUGAGAGAAGACCGACUAUGCUGGAGGUGGUCGAGCUACUGAGGGAGAAUCGAAGAGAAGUUAGCUCAAUUGGAGAAUGA